Molecule: messenger RNA, 1158 nt
Organism: Episyrphus balteatus (marmalade hoverfly)
Lineage: Eukaryota; Metazoa; Arthropoda; Insecta; Diptera; Syrphidae
Gene: Nubpl
Product: iron-sulfur protein NUBPL
Exons: 3
Coding region: 298-1086 (262 amino acids)
Biological process (GO): iron-sulfur cluster assembly; mitochondrial respiratory chain complex I assembly
Cellular component (GO): mitochondrion
Molecular function (GO): 4 iron, 4 sulfur cluster binding; ATP binding; ATP-dependent FeS chaperone activity
Source: RefSeq, a predicted model, not a curated record
AUACUCUAUUUUGAUUAAAAAAAAUACAUAAUUACUUAUUAUAUUGUUUAUUUUAAGUUCAUAAUACAUCGCUCUUAAAUUUCGAAAUCCAGCUGCACUCAUGAAACAACCACAGUAUUAAUACGUAACAUACACAAAUCAUUAAUCUUUCAACUAUUAUACUUGCCACUGUUAGCCCUGGAAAAUGUUUCAAGUUAAAAUUAUGAGUUUCCUGGUACGAGACAUCUCAAAGAGCAAAAGUCCUUCUUCUUCUAGCGCUACUUUGCAUCCAAAGUCACACCACAUCAAGAAGCCCUUAUGGCAAGGGGCUUGCCAAAGAGAUCACCAAUACCGGGUGUUGAUAAUAUUGUUGUUGUUGCUUCGGGAAAGGGUGGUGUAGGAAAAUCUACUAUCGCAGCAAAUCUGGCUGUGAGCCUUGCAUCGCUUGGUAAACGAGUUGGGCUUUUGGAUGGGGACAUAUUUGGUCCAUCAAUUCCACUCAUGUUGAAUCUUAAAGAAGAACCUUUAAUUAACAAUGAGAACUUGAUGAUUCCUCCUGUUAAUUACGGAGUCAAAUGUUUAUCUAUGGGACUCCUCUCACAAUCUGGAGCAAUGAUUUGGCGUGGUCCAUUGGUUAUGUCUGCCCUCCAGAGACUACUAAAAGGAGCUGCAUGGGGUCCUUUGGAUGUUUUGAUUGUCGAUACUCCCCCCGGAACUGGAGAUGUACAUUUGUCUUUAGCACAAAAUGUUCCAAUAUCUGGUGUUCUUUUAGUUAGUACACCUCAAACAGCUGCUCUAGAAAUUACAGCCCGUGGAGCAGAAAUGUACAAAACAUUAAAGAUUCCAAUUUUUGGUUUGGCCGAAAAUAUGGGAUAUGUAGUUUGUACCAAAUGUGAAACAAAAAUGAAUAUUUUCAAAAAUGUAACGAAAAAGUUUGCUGAUGAUAUGGGAACUGGAAUUUUAGUUAGUGUACCAAUUGAUGCUAAAAUUACGGAUUGUUGUGAUGAAGGAACUCCAAUGGUAGCGAAAUAUCCUGAUUCAAUAUAUGCCGAGAGUUUUCGUCAUUUGGCAAAGAAAAUUUUAGAGAAAUUGCAACCAAAUAUUUGAAUUUUUUUACAAUAAUUUUAGUCUGUAUAAAUUAAGGGACAAAUAAAUAUUUAUCACCAAUAAAAAUGUUAA